GGUCUGUGACGGGCCGGCGGCGCUGGCGCACCAUGCCGCACGCUGGCGCGGGCGGGGCCGACAGACAGUAGCACUCCGUUCGCGGCGGUACGGCGGUUGGGCGGUACUCGGUCUGACUCGGUCGGUACCACCGGCAGCAGUCUCAGUCCAUCGCCGGCUUCUGCCGGCUGGCGAACCGACAAACCCGGCCUCGAUCACAGUGACAAAAUGGACAAGAUGAGCGGUUAUGGCAAGCAUGUGCAGCGGCAGCGUUUCCCGCGCAGACUGUGACGCGCGCCCCGGGCUGUGCGGCGCUGAGGACCGAGUUGACAUCAACAUCAGACAAUAAUAACAACGCUGAUAGAAGACAGACGUCGCUGUUGUUGUUGUUGUUGUUCGGCCGGGCGCAGACUGCAGAGGCAGGCCAGAGACCGGACCACCGGACCCAGAGUGUAGAGUCAAUAUUUCCCCGAGAUACAACUGCAGACGACGCGAGUGGACGCGAGCGAAGCCCUGCGAAGCCCAGCCGGUGAGCGGCGAGCGCGAACCCGGAGCGUCCGGCGGAUGCCACAGAGACACUCCACCAGUGCCGCAUCCCCGAGGACAACAUGCUGACCCUGGUGUCCACCAAAGUGCUGUCGCUGUCCGCGCUGGGCGCGGGCAGCUUCAUCCUGGGCGUGCUGCCGCUGUGGCUGCGCGGGGGCGUGUCGGGGUCCGCGGCCGGCCCGGACUGCCCGCGACACGCCGCGGGGGCGGGCCUGCUCACGGCCUUGCUGUCGUUCGGCGCGGGCGCGCUGCUGUCCACCGCGCUGGUGCACAUGUUGGCGGAGGCCAGUGAGCUGCUGCCGCGCGCCGCGCCCGUCGCUCUGCUGGUGGGCUUCCUGGUGCUGUACCUGGUCGACGAGCUGGUGCAGAGGCUGGUGGGGCACUCGCCCGCCGCGGCCCGCGCGCACCGCCACCUGCCGCACGCCGCCUGCCCCGUGGACGAGCCCUGCCCGCCCGCCAGCAAAAGCCCGAGCCUUCGCCGCCGGGAAGACUAUGGCUCGAUGGAUGAGUGUGUCGGCGUAGAGAGGCUGCCUGCGGCGACGGGCACCGAGGCGGCGUGCUUGUUGUCCGUGCCAGCGGUGCACGACCAGGGCAGGGACCAGCACGGCCAGGUGCAGAGCCGCGGGGGCAGCCGCGGGGGCAGCCGCGCGGGCAGCAAGCGCGCGUCGGCGGCGUCCCUGGAGGCGCUGGGCGCGCACAGUCCGUCGGUGACGAGCUCCGGCGGCGCGUCGUGCUGGGGGCUGCUGCUGGCGCUCAUCAUCCACUCCAUCAUCGAGGGGUUGGCGGUGGGGCUGGAGGACACGCCCGAGCAGGUCAUCUUUCUCCUGGGCGCGGUGAGCUCGCACAAGCUGGUGGUGUCCUUCUGCCUCGGCGCCGAGCUGGUGGGCGGCGGCGUGGGGCUGGUGCCGCACCUGGUGGCCGUGCUGGUGUUCGCCGGGGGCUCCGCCGCGGGGGUGGGCGUCGGCAUGGCGCUGUACAACCUGCCCGGAUCGGCCGACGCCGCGGACCCCAUGCUGCUGCCCGUGCUGCAGGCCGCCGCCGCCGGCACGCUGCUCUACGUCACCCUGGCCGAGGUGCUGCCCCGCGAACGCGCGCGCUCCCAGCACAACUUCCCGCGCCGCUUCCUGCAGUUCGUGUCCUUCACGGCGGGCGCCGUGCUCAUCACGGUGCUCGUGCUUACCAUGCCAGACGAACAUCACGCACCGGGAGAACAGCCUCUGGGACCGGUAUGACAGGCGGCUGCGCGCACUACAAUGGACUCAAGAGAUCGGCGUCUAUUUCCUUUUAUGUCUCAAUCAACCAAUAAAUUAACUAGUAUAGCUGC
Thrips palmi is the source of this 1849-nucleotide messenger RNA. RefSeq names its product fe(2+) transport protein 3, chloroplastic-like. The record is from RefSeq and is a predicted model, not a curated record. Gene Ontology annotation, biological process: zinc ion transmembrane transport. NCBI's taxonomy places the organism in Eukaryota, Metazoa, Arthropoda, Insecta, Thysanoptera, Thripidae. Gene Ontology annotation, molecular function: zinc ion transmembrane transporter activity. Gene Ontology annotation, cellular component: plasma membrane.